This is a messenger RNA of Manduca sexta (tobacco hornworm), 6827 nucleotides long. RefSeq lists its product as uncharacterized. The coding region runs from base 332 to 6745 and encodes 2137 amino acids. The transcript has 12 exons. The record is from RefSeq and is a predicted model, not a curated record. Lineage: Eukaryota; Metazoa; Arthropoda; Insecta; Lepidoptera; Sphingidae.
UGCCCAUUUGUAUGGGAUCUGAAGCGUUUUGGAUUUAGAUUUGGAUUUAGAACGCCAUUCCGGAUGUAUAAGCCCGGCCGUAAUAUUAUUCGGAUUUCGGUAUUCCGUUGUCGUUAAAUAUCGACAAAUACCGGUCAUCACUUCACUGUCGAUAAAAGUCGUUUUGUUUUUAUGACGUUUGUUUUAAUUUUCAAAAGUCAAUCUCCUUUUUUUUUUAAAGUUUGACAAAUUAUUUUUGAUUUGUGGAGAUUUUACACUGAUUUGUCACAUAAAUUACUUUUCAAGAGCUUUCUCCGUGUAAUUCUGUUUUCAAGCCACAGUAAAAGUCAGAAUGACUUCCGAAAUUGAAGCAUUGAAAACAAGUGAGUUUCUGCGGCGACGGAAGCUUAGACUUCAACAGGUGAGGGAACAGUCAAAAGACAUUGCUAAAAAGAUAAGGCAACGUGCAAAAGUUGAAAAGUUACGGCAGGUCGUUGAACUCGAUGCGAAAAAGCAGAAGGAAUAUUUUCAUCAGCAAAGCGAGCUUGUGAAAAAAUUGGAAGACUUAUACUCAAAAGGCAUAGAUAAUGUUGGAGCUAGUCAUAAGAGUGCUUCAGAAUCGGGAGAACAAGAUGGAGUGCAAAAAUUAGAUAUUUCCAAAUUACGUGGCAGAGAAGCAGCAGCUGAGUUAAGGAGAAAAAAACAAGAAAAAUUAGACAAGCAAAAAAAGCUAUUAGAUAGAAAAUUACAAGCCAGGGAAGCAGCUAAUGAAAUAAGCAGAGAAAAAUCUACUGCUCAAAGUAACAAAUUGGCAAACAAAACAUCAGGAGACACUCAAGACAAAGACACUGUAGUUGAAGAAGACAUACCCAAAAAUAAUGAAAAAUGUGCUGAAAAUGCUCAGGACAAAGAGAAACCUAUAACUAAUGACAUGGCUACCCAGUGGGACUUGAAUGAACCAGAAUGGGAACCAAACAUACCUGCAUUAUCUUUACCAAAAGAUGAAAGUGCAAAAGAAAAUGUAGAAAGCAGAUCGGAAAAAAGCAAGAGACUGGACUUGUUUGCCCUGAGUGAUGAGAUGCCAUCAAGUUUACGAGGUGCUGUAACAAAUGAAGAACGAGUUCCUAUAAAGUCGUCAAUGACAAUGGUUUCAGAAUAUUUGAAAAACAGAUCCCUGAGAUUACGAGAGGCAAGCAUUCCAGGGCCGAAAAAACCAUCAGAAGAUCUGUUGAGUAUCAAAGAGACAAUACUUCAUACAAGGACAUCAAGACCAGAAGGUACCUCAUUUAAUGCAUGUUGUGUGCUAGAUGAACAAUUAAUACCAAUGCCAUCAUGGCAGGCAGAACAAUAUUGUGGGUUUUGCUCACACAAUGUUUCAUUUCAUAACACAAAAAAGAGACAGUUUCAUGUCACUAAUUCCCAGAUCAAUAAGAUUUUUAGCUCAAAAAGACCUGUGCAGAGAGACUCUUCACUGUUUUCAAUGCAUAAUGGAGCUAAUGGUAGAAGAAAUAGAGCUAUUGAAAGAACUUUCAAAAGUAAUACUGAGAAAUCGUUAAAGUCCAGUGCUAUAGAUGGUGGUAUAGCUAAAAAGAAUUCAGUUACUGUGUAUAACCACUCUACCCGUGACACAAGAGAUAUUGUACACGGAGGAGAGAGACUUGUAGUCCGUGAUCAGCCUAAUGACGACGAUGCUUAUUCCCAAGCUCGGAGAGAAACAAUAGUUGACAAUACUCAAAAUCAAGAGCAUCAGAAAAAAAUGCAGGAAAUGAGACAUAAAGUUGCAAUGACCAAACAAAAUGUGGAGAAGGAGUACAAAGACACCAUAAACUUUCUAAACUCAUUGCCAAAAGACAAAGACAGGCCUAGAAAAGCCUAUAUGGAUGAACAUCGACAACAAAUUCAGAAAGAAAACCGAGAGCAAAAACUUCAACAAGAAUAUAAGAAAAUCGAAAAAGAAUGCAAAAAACAUAUUUGUACAAAAAGUGGUAGUAAAUCAAAAUCCCCAGUGACAAUGACUGAUGAUGAGUUCAAUAGGAGAGACUUUCAAUAUUCCUGGAUGCCAGUACCAGAGAGCGACGGCAACCUCGCGAUCCAUACCAUCCCAACAACAGUGAAACAGGGCAAGUCUGGUAACACAGUGAAGUUUAGCAAAGUCGACAGCUAUCACGAGUAUAGGUCACGGCACCGGCACACACCACCCACUAAAGAUAUUUCAGACAGACAAGCGAAAAGGGUAGAAGCAGUCAUUAUUGACAAAAAUAGUAGUGAUGUCACAGAUUACUCUUCAAAUGCAUCUGAAAGCAGUUUAGAAAACAUUAAACUUGUAUCUAAAGAUGCGAGGCCUGAAACAGAAAGAGAACUGUCUGAUGCGGAAAGGAUUAUAAUCUAUAAGAUUUUGGAUUCUAGAACUGACAAGAAGUGUAAGAAGAAGCAAAAAUUGAUGAAAGAUAUCCUAACGUCUUUAAACUCUGUUGACAAUAACAAAAAAGUAAAUGAAGAUAAGGCUGAAUUUUCUAAAAAGCAGCAUGAGACUACUGCUAAGGAUAUUGAAAAUACAACAUUUGAACACUUAAAUGAAGGUGUUUACAAGACUGUCAGUAAAAAAGGGCUAUCUUACAAUGUUAUGAGAUGUCAUACCACUAAUAUGGAGUUAUGGCAUGGCACAACUGCUCAGAAACCUUGGUGGGAUAACAUCACAUCCAUGUCUACACAUAUAUUGAACAAUGAAAAUAUAGAUGAGGAGGUAACAGAACCUAACAGAAAACUUUGUUACUGCCAAGAUCACCAGCAUGACACAAAUUUUAACAUUCUUUAUUUUCUAGGUAUUAAAUUAAAUUCCAAGAAUGGUGACAAUUCAAGACAUUCAAAUAGCUGUGUUACUUGUAAAUGUGACUGUGCUGGAUCAUCCAAAACCUGCAAUAAUAACUUACCAAUGCCACAACAAUCUGCAGCAUCAGUGGCAACAUCCAUCAAUUCAUUUAGAACAGCGACCAAUGAUAAAGCCAGCAGUGCCUUACCAGAUAGUGGCUAUGUCAAGUUAAUUGAUGAUGGCGGUCAAGAAGCUGGCAAGUUUUAUAUCGGAGCCUCGGGGAUUCUGAAAAACGAUGCAUACGAAGUCGUCAUCCAAUUGAGAAAGAAAGACGACACGAAUGAUAAAAAUGAAGAGAAAAAAGGUACAGUAGAUCAAACAUCUAGCAAAGAGGUUCCUACAAGUGCUCCCCAAACGUUACAAGAAGCUACAGUGAAGGAAACAAUUCCAAUUACAGCAAAAGAAAAUACAGACCCUAAUGCAAAUGAAAUGAAUGUCAUUAAUCAAGAAAACCAAUCCGAAAUAAUUGAGGAUAAGGAAAACACUAAGAAAUACAUUCAAGAAAAACGUCCAGACGAUUUGAUGAAAAAUUUUAAUGCACAAAAUGGUAACAAUCCCCCAAAAUUAUUUGUGGAUAAAGGAGUGCAUACAUCUUUCCAAAUGUCGUAUGCUAUUCCUAGCCAUGUGCCAAAAGUAGAUUCUACUUCGAGACCUGCUACAUCGGCGUACACACAAACCACUUUGAGUUCACCUAAUCAAAGACCAGUUUUUUUCCACAUGAGCUCAUCAACAUCAACAGCUUAUAUGAGUCCUCCAGAACUAGUGUUACCUCAAUUUUUGAGACAAGAUUAUCAUAUCAUGACUGAUGAAGAAAAAUAUGAUACCAUGCAUAUCUUGAAUAAUCGGGGCUAUAUUUCAGAACAGGAAUAUAAUGAAGAUUACCAUCGUUGCAGAUGUAAGAAAUGUACUCAUGCAAAAAAGAUCACUAAUAAAAUGAAAUUACAAGACUGUUGUAGAAAACACACUAAAUAUGGAAAGAAAUUAAAUACUCCCCCAAAUACAGCUAGGAGUCAGUCAAGCGUGGAUGUAUCUUCUCAUAAAUCAUUAAAAACUAAAUAUGGGGCUGCUGUCUCGUCAUUGACACGUCAUCCUCAUAAACAUAAACAACAUGCUGUCAAUACAAAUUCUCAAAAUGUAGGAGUACAUAAAAGCUUAAGUACUACUUCUAACAAAAAAAACAAAGUAUAUCCGGAAACUCGCAAAUAUAUAUCUCGUUCCGAUCUAAAUCCUGUCCUAAAAAACUAUAUUAAUGAAUUAUUGGCUUUAAAUAAAGAAAAUUUGAGAGCUAUAGAAGUUGCUGAUCAAGAUUGCAGUGCAGUUACUACUCCAGGCAGCUCAAUUAUUAAUGUGACAAAUAAUAUAAAUAAAAGCAAGCCAGUAGAGAGUAAAAUUUCUUUGGAACAAAUAAAAAAUCUGCUUAAACAACAAAUCGUAAGAGAAAAUACUAGUUCCAAGCAUAACCAAACAAGUGAUAAAAAUUACUAUAUCCAGAAAAAUUGUUCUAGAAGAAAUAUACGUGUGCCCCGGAUAAGCCGCAAAAAGCCUGUACAUAAAGUAAAAUCAUUAAAUAUAUCAAAGAAAUUACAAAAAAGCAAGAUUCAUAUUCCACAAACAUGCUCCUCCGUUAACAAUGCCUCACCAUGUUCAUCUAUAAAGGAAGAUAAUAUUUUGCCAGGCAGUAAAACAAAUUGUCGGAGCGACAUUUCAAAUACUUCUAAUCAACAAAUUCACAAUUUAUGUUCUUCAAACGUAUCGACUACGCCGGUAAUAACCACAAAAAUGAAUUCUACGGCACAUUACAGUAGUACUAACCGUGAUUUUGAUAAAUAUAGUAAAAAUGACCACAAACUCGAAAUUCCGCUUAGAAGAGGAAUUAACUCGUUGUCAUGCUAUCGGUCCUCAGCUACAUCAUCUUCAGAUACAAACAAUUUAACUUCACAAAAAUUGCCACAAAGCUUAGAGAUUCCUAAUACAACAUCAACACAAACUAGUCAAAAUAUAGAAGCAGAAAUUAACUUGAUAAAGUUAGCUGAAAACAAAUUGCAAAAUAUGGAAAAAAUUGCUGAUUUGACAGAGAAAUGUACAAAACGGCUUUCGAAUCUUGCAAAGGUAUUAGAGGAAGUGAGAAAAAAUAAAUCUUUAGUUUAUAGUCAAAUUUCAACAUCUGACAGCACGUCCGAUUCUGAUCAAAAAUCAGACAAACACAUAUCACAUAACUUGCCUCCUGCACAAAUAUUGGAACCAGUACUUGAUGUUGGCAAAAGUUCAAGAACACCGUCUCCAAUGGCAGUCAGCACUGCUGAAGAAUCAAGAGAAAGAAAUAUAACAACAGAUUCCACAGACUUUGUACCUUUGUUUAAGGACAUCCCCAAAUCUAAACCAUUUAAAAUUACGGAGCCAACUAAUUUUCAAAAUACAGAAUCAUUAAAAAAAAUAAAUCCGCAAAAUCUGUUCAAGAAUUUGGAAAAUACAACAACAAGCCGUGGGCGACCACCUCCUGCAUUAUCUCGCAUUACUUUAAAAAACGGACAAGAUAAUGUAAUUCCACAUGAGUUAUCUACAGUUUUGGAAGUUGAUUCUCUGUUAAGUGUCCGAUUGACGCGUGAAAACAAAAGCGAUUCAUCUAAUGAUUCUAAUAAAACUGUAAAUGGAACUGUUAAACAUGACACAAGUAAAAAUAACAAGCACACUCGAGACCUUAGAGACUACAAAAAAGAUCCAGACUUGGUUCGAAGCAACGUUAAUGUACCAGCACAGCAAAAAAAUAUAUCAGGGUCUGAUUCAUCUGAUGAUUCUAAAUUACAAGCAGUAGACAUAAAUCAAUUUAACGACAUUAUGUUAAAACCUUUUAUAACUUUUCAAGAACACGCAAAAAAAUGCAAUCUUGCUUUUGAUGAAGCUUCUAAUUUAGAAGAUAUUGCCAAUGAUGUGGUUACUGACGAUAUAAGUUCGUUACACUCUGAUGGUAGUCUGCCUGAUGUUAUUGCUGAAUUGCUUAAAAGGAAUAUUAUUAGUGAACCAUUCAAAUUUGAUUCUGUAUCAAAUCUUAAUUCUACGACUGUAUCAUCAGAAUCUGCUUUGUCGGUGUUAGCGUUAUCGAAAGUUCGAAAAGACAAGAAAAAACAAAGUGUUGUAUUUCAAAAUAAAGAAAAUGUAAGUGAAACUUCAGAUUCGCUAAGCCUUUCGUCGAAUCCCGAUUUAGAAAUGGCAUUUAAGAAACUAGGCAUGGGAUGGGCAUCAUCCACUUUAAAGAAAACGAAAGAACGUUUGGCGCUCUCGUCUUCAACGAAUACAUCAAGUUCCAGUUUAUCGCAAUUUAAAUUAAAAUCGUUUAACAAUAAAGAUAUUCCUGUUUUGGUGACAGAUUCCGUAUCGUCUAUAUUGAACGUCACUAAAAAACCAACCGAUAAGAGGCGAAAUGUUAAUUUUAAUUCCAAAAACGCGGAGCAACAAACAUCAUUGAGUAACUCCAUGACAGUAAAGGAGUUUUUGACAAACGAAUUGGCGAAGAAAAUAACUUUUACAAAUAAGUCUCACAGAGACGAAACUGGAGAGGAGUUUGUUUCUUUACUUGAGACAAAAAUGCCAGAAGACAUGAAGGACUCUGAACAUUUAGUCCACGCAGAUCAUUCUGCGGAGAGUGUGCAUAGCACUAAUAAUAGAGCGCGAACCUCCACGCCAGUUCAGAUUUUUAAAUCUAUGACCUAUAAUUCCAGUUCUAGUUCUAAUAUUUCUAAUGGUUUAUUUAGUAAUGCAGAUGAUUUGUCAUCCGUAAAAGUAACAUCAAAUUCCAAUAAAAACCAUUCCACGUCAGAUAAGGAUGAUUUGACUGUUCCUAGUUUUAGUUUGAGAAAGAAAAAGAGUUUAUCAGAUUGCAGUAAAAGUGAUCAAGGUUAGAGGAUUUUUGAAUUAAAUUAAAAUUAUUUAUUUGUAUGGAUUAUUAAAAAUGUUUGAAAAUAUUAGUUUUGAUUGAUUUGUA